This is a messenger RNA of Cladophialophora immunda, 1971 nucleotides long. RefSeq lists its product as uncharacterized. Gene Ontology annotation, biological process: basic amino acid transport; transmembrane transport. The record is from RefSeq and is a predicted model, not a curated record. Lineage: Eukaryota; Fungi; Ascomycota; Eurotiomycetes; Chaetothyriales; Herpotrichiellaceae. The transcript is spliced from 2 exons. Gene Ontology annotation, cellular component: fungal-type vacuole membrane. Gene Ontology annotation, molecular function: basic amino acid transmembrane transporter activity. Bases 1 to 1971 code for a protein of 656 amino acids.
AUGGCUGAAGAAUUCCCCUCGAUGUCUUUGAACGCGGACCAUCUUGAUGAAGAUCGGCUUCAUUACUCGCAUUCACCAAAAAUCGCAACGAAAGACAACGUAAUCGUUGAUGCGACUUUGUUCGGACUAGCCAGUUCAUUCCCCACUUCGCCAUCUGAGCGUCGUCGUUCAUCGUCAAGUUCCGGAUCAGACGGUGUCGACAUCGACGACUUUCAGACCAGCCUUGCACAGUUUGGUUCAUUGCCAACUGGCAGUCUGGUCGAGGCGAGCAAUUGGUAUCAGGAACCUUUCAACCGGCGGCCGAGCCGCAUCCAGAAGCAGUCUCUACUAUCCGCACACGGCGCACCAACGUAUGGAACUCUCGUCAAUGAUGAUUUCGAAUGCGGCACCGCCAGUGCCAGUGCCAGAGCAGAUAUAGAGGACUCUAAGUUCGUCUCGAUAAGCCCCCAGCGCUUUUGGUGGGUCUUUACGGUCAUCUUGCUGGGCUACUUCAUCGCCUGUUUCGACUCGACUUUGAUGGCAUCCAGCCACCCUGUCAUUACCUCUUACUUUGGAGCGUCACAAUAUGCAUCGUGGUUGAGCACUGUCUUCCUCAUCACCAGUACGGCUUUUCAACCUUUGUUUGGACGCUUGUCAGACACGAUUGGAAGAAAGCCAGUCCUCUUGCUUGUGUUGGCAAUUUUCGGAUUGACCACGCUGUGGUGCGCCCUGGCAGGAAGUAUCGAGAGCUUCAUAGCAGCCCGAGCGGCGUGCGGACUAGGUGCUGGCGGUACCAUGUCUGUGGGUCUGAUUAUCGUCAGUGACCUUGUCCGCAUUGAAUAUCGAGGGGUGUUCCAAUCACACAUCAAUCUCGCUUUUGGGUUGGGGUCGGCGUGUGGUGCUGCUCUCGGUGGAUGGCUUUGCGACAGUCUCGGGUGGAGAUGGGCAUUUGGCGUCCAGGUGCCCGUCAUAUGCCUGUGCUUCAUCCUAGGUGGCUUCUUUAUGCCAUCGGUUGUUGGUCCAAUGGUAGGCUGCUCCGAAGAAGGCGGCAAGUGGCUCGCGUUCAAGACCUUCGACUGGUCGGGAUCCGCCUCGCUGAUCACCGCCAUCACUUCUCUCAUCCUCGUACUGAACAUGGGAGGCAGCAUACUCUCUUGGACCUCCCCGUUGGUGCUGACAUGUCUCGGUGUCGCUAUUGCUGCAUCAUGUGUCUUUGUGCGUGUCGAAAUGAGGGCGGAGCAGCCAUUAAUGCCCCUACACCUUCUCUGCAGAGCGCCGGUGGCAAAUAUGGUCUUUGCCAAUCUGUUAGGAGGCAUUGCUUCCAACACAGUCCUGUUCAACGCGCCACUCUUCUUCAGGGUUGUCCUGCUUACGUCUGCCUCCAGCUCCGGCUUUCGACUCGCCGUCCCGAGCCUCGUCGGGUCUUUGGCGGGCGUUUCGACGGGAUAUAUCAUCACUUAUACGAGACGGCUCAAGCCAACCCUGGUCUUUGGGAGUCUCAUGUACCUUGCCGGCUCGGUGGCCAUUCUCUUCAUGACCAAGAAUACCUCGGCUACGGUGAGCAUGAUCCUCAUCACCGGAGUACCAUUAGGACAGGGAUUUGUCUUCCCGAACACCAUGAUGAGCGCCCUGGCGGUGUCUGAGCAGGCCAACCAAGCAGUGGUAACGACCACCAUUGGGCUGUGGCGGAAUCUAGGGGUGGUUUUGGGGGUUGCUAUCUCGAGCCUGGUCUUCCAGAACAGCUUGCUUCCGAACUUGGAGAGGUAUGUGGCAGACGAGGACGUUAUUCGAAAAGUAAGGUCGUCGGUGCAGGAGAUUGGGUUGCUUGACCCGCAGGCACAAGGACGAGUGAUUGACGCAUAUGCUGCAUCCUUGCGGACCACUUUUGUCUGCGCCGUGGUUGCUUCAGUGCUCAUUGUGAGUCUUAUUGUGCCUAUUCACCUGCCGAGGCUGCGCAAAGGAAGACAAGUAGUGGUCAGUGGUGGAGAGUGA